CUCUGCUAUCAUCAGAGUAAAGAAAGAUUAUUAUGACUGCAAAGUAGUGAGGUUGCUGAUGAUAUGCAGCCGUUGUCGGUAUUUAAUUUCCUUCUAGAUACAUACUAUCCCUUCUUCCUGAAUUCCACACUUCAUUCAACUCGUUGUUAUUGAACUGCCGCUUCCCUUUCAUCUAUCCUGUCUCUGUCCCGGUCACUUGCGGUUCAUCCAUGUCGGAUUCCAUCUCUUGACAAGCAGUAUUCCUCCUGCUGCUGCUACCUGAGAUGUCCUUGCAGUGGGCUAUUGACUCAAGCCACCGCCUUUUAAAAUAUCUGACCCGGGCUGACCUGGCUUAAUAGCACUAUUGUCUUACUGGCGUCUCUAUAUCACUUGGGUGUUUUCUCCAUGUAAACAGAUCAUACUGGUUCAAAGUGGUCAAAUUUGAUCAUCCGGGUCAGAGAUACGGGAUCUUGAUGUUUGCCGCAUCUCGUUCCGCCGUUGGGCUUUCUCUACAUGCCCGGGCCGCCUCAGGGUCACCCACCGAUCCGCAAUUUCAAUUGUGACAAAGUGUACCCGGGCAAAUGGGAUCUGACGCGCCUGGGGAGACUGCCGCAAGGUUAUCCUGGCAUCUUCACGCCACUAGGCUGCUUAAUGUCAAUCGACAAACUGUCCUUGUCACAUCCGGCGACCCGAAUGUUGACAACUUCUUGCAGAACUGUAUGUCUGCUUAAGGGAACGUCGCCCAAAUGCCCUCAGAAAUGAUGUUAGGGCAAGACCCAAUGUCUGAACCCUGAAGGACUAAGUCGCGCUGUUUGACGAUUAGUUACACUCCUUCGUUGUUGGAGCGGACGCUCGGGUAGUAUUGAUCUAUUAAGAGAUUCAAAUUUCAUGUCAC
Messenger RNA from Aspergillus eucalypticola CBS 122712, 874 nucleotides. RefSeq lists its product as uncharacterized. The transcript has a single exon. The record is from RefSeq and is a predicted model, not a curated record. NCBI's taxonomy places the organism in Eukaryota, Fungi, Ascomycota, Eurotiomycetes, Eurotiales, Aspergillaceae. Bases 493 to 741 code for a protein of 82 amino acids.